UGUCUGUUGCGCGUGCGCUCACUGAUAUCUACUGCGCAUGUUGUGGUGGAGGACGGAGGUCCGCCAUCUUGUCUGCAGGUUGGAUUUGCGGAUAUUGGGACCGAGGAAGAAAGGCGGAAAAACACAAGAGAACACAAGCGAUGCACCCCUCUAUAAUCAAGGAUGGAGGACAGUUGCAGAGCACCUCCCUCACCAGCUGGGCCCAGUUCGGUUGUCCCCUGUGCCCCAAGUUCAGCACAGCACAGGGAGAGACACUACGGAGACACCUGGGGGCCCACGUACAGAAUGCAGUGCAUCUCCAAGACACUAUCAUUUGCAGAUGCAACCUGUCGUGCAGAGACACGGGUCAUUACCACUGUCCAAACUGCACAAAAACAAUCGUGCGCAAAAGAGAUAUCACGUCACACGUGACUGGAUGUCAGAGACCAUGUGAUAAAGUACCACCGCCAUGUGAAACACCCUCCACUCAGUCAGCUGACGUCAGCCAAUCUGCACCUUCAUCAUCAUCAUUGGUCUUCACUCCCUGUGCUUCCCAAGAGAAGUCCGCACACGCUCCAGGAUGCACAUCUUCAACACCUGACUCGGAGCCUCACUCUCCCCUAUCUGCUCCAGAGGAUUCAAUCAUAAAUGAAGACCACUGCUACACACUUUGUCCCAAAGCUUCCCUCCUGUCCCCUUCUGUUGCACCACAGUCUUCUCCACCACCCUCAGCCUCACCCCCAAAGGCCUCUGAGUUGGAUCUAUCACCCAGGGAAGAAGUCAGUGCUGCUGCUGCUACUGCUCCUGCACGCUCUGAAACAACAGAGCUGACAUGUUUUCGUGUGGCAAAUUUGAAAUCAGUGAAGUGUCCUCACUGCUCCAUCGUCCUUUACAAAAAAAAUCUGUCAGUACACAUGCAAAGGAAGCAUGCAACGCUCAAAGACAUCACAGGUUCAUCUCCCCUGGAAUAUGUUGAUAGAAAUUGCAGCACAGGGACACCGGUACCAAGCAGAGGUCACCUGAGCCGAGGGGAGUCGGUUGUUAUCAUCUUAUUAAAAAAAAUAAACAAGUGACUGAAUAAAUAACACUGAGUUCACAAACUUUUUUGCAUGUGAGAAAUAUCGACUCUUAUGCUGGAGGGUUUGAGUCUUUACAGAAUGAAUGAGGGUAGUGGUGGAAAAUGGGAGGUAGAGAAAUUGUACUGGGGGCGUUUUGGGGUUUUAUUGUAUUAUCAUUGGAGCAUUGAACAUAUAUAGAACAUUCCUAUAUACAUAACUAUACAUGAAUAUAAAUGGAAUGGGACAAUUUGGGUAAGCCGAACAAGACACUUUUUUAUGGUCUUAAAUAAGAAGAUGUACUAGGGGGAGUUUGGGUGUUUUAUUGGAUUAUUAUCAAAAUAUAGAACAUUCUUUACAAAUAUAGCUGGUACAAUGGGGGAAAGCCAAACAAUACACUUCUUUAUGUUCUAAAAUCAGAGGAUACACUAGGGGGCGGUAUGAGCGUGAUUUCAGCCGGUGAUGAAGACGAAGAAGUGAGACUAAUAUGGACAGAACCAGGAGGUAGAAGCUGCUCGGACACAAAGAGACUAAACACCGGGUCUGGUCCCUGAGUAGCUGCGGUGGUUUGAUGAGCAGAAGUAGUUAUCCCCUUACUUCAUACGUGGCUUCAUUUGGAAGGACCAGUACGGACAUGUCAGUGGAGUGCUCCCUGUCACCUCCUCCUCCUCCUCUUCCUCCACCACCUCCACCUCCACCUGCUCCUGCUCCCCCUCCUCCAGCCCCAGCAGAUAGGAAGAAGAAGCUGUAUCAGACCAUAGCCAGCAGCAGGAGUCCAGUGGAGGGAGACCACACUGAGGCCUGCUCCCUGCUCAGCCAGAGGGACAGCAGUUUUAGGAAGGACCUGCAGUGGAUCCUGGUGAACACAUACGUGCCUUCUCUCAUCCAGGAUGGUCCUCAGUGUGGUCUGGUGGCUUUGUGGAUGGCUGCUCACCUGCGUCAGCCCCGGCUCAGUGUCGACAUGGAGGCCGUGGUUCAGACGGCACUGAGCAGAGGAUACACAGCGCAGGGUGAAAUGUUUUCAGCCAACAACAUGGCCCUCCUGGCAGAAGAGGUUUGCGGCUGUAAGGCCGAGCUGCUGUCUGGAGGUUUGAGUGGUGACAAUGCUGCAGCUGUCGUCACACAUCUGUGGGGGAGACAGCCCGUUCUCCUCCCAUACGACGAGGACUACAACCACGAGCCGUGCCAGCGCAGUGGCCACAGGGCGCACUGGGCCGUCGCCUCAGGAGUUCUCCUCGGGUUGGAUCAGGGGAGUGUGAGCAGUAGUGGCGCCCAGCCGGAUCCCAGUCUUCCCUGGCUUCACCUGCCCAGCGACACCAGCUCCCCUUGUCCCGUCCGCAGCACGGGGCUCAGAGAGGUUUACGUCCUGGCUAAGCAGGGUAAGAGCCUGCGCUACCAGCUGUGGAGCCUGGACAGCGUGGCUCGGAGCAACGAGCAGCUGAGGACGAUGGACCCUCAGAGAGCCGGGGACGGGAGCCGGUAUGUGGUUCCUAGCGGGGACGUGGAGGCCGGGCUGGCUGGACAGGCGGUGCUGCUGCACACGAGGACACAGGAGCACUAAAAAGUGUUGGUGCUGCUUGAAUCAUGGAUGUAAACUGCAAUUGAGAACAUGCAGGGAACAGUUCAAAGUAAUAAUGAGAAGCUGAGGGGCAUCACAGUGGAUUCUUAUAAUGCAGCAUGACUGAGCCUACAGUAAAUUUACAGGGCUGUGAAAAAUGCUUUAAAGCUGAGUUUCACACUGUAAAGAAACUGUAUUUGGCCAAAUACUGAUGCAGCCUGGUUGUUGAGUCUACUAGUGAUGGGUGCUUUGAGAACAUUUAGAGCAAACUGCUAUUUAAACAAACCUCAGGGAGAUUUCUCUUCGUAUAAGGCCUUAGUGGUAAAUUAUAUGUAAUAUAAUGAAGAAUAAGAGGCUCUUGAAAUGCUGUUGGUCCUGAAGAGCACAUUAACUCCAUGUUACCUCAUUAAUGUUCAGCAAAAAAACUGAUCAUGAUCUCCGUAUGAAGUGCCUGUGGUGUAAACAUGGUGUCUAUUAUUUAUGAAUAGCACAUGACAUAUUAUAUUAAUUACACAAUGCAAAGCUCACAGUGGUGCAGGCUGUAAGUGGUUCACUAGUUAAAAAAGAAUCUAGCUGAACGAUAUGAGAUAAAUAACGUGUUUUAAACAUGACAGCAUGUGAAACUGUUCAAGUAGACCUCCCAAAUUAACAUGUGAAAUUAUGACAAUGCAAGUGGAUAGAAUAUGAGUUUUAAUCACAAUUAUAAACUACAUAUAAUGUGAAAAGACUUGUUACACACCCAUAGACCAGAACAACUGAAUUCAAACUAAGAAACUGCAGCUGUUUUUAUGGAGAAUUACAUUUUUGUGCGGCAGGUUUACAACAUGGUGAAAUCAUCACAGAGUGAAUGUGAUGUUUAUACAAUAAAUAGUUUCAUGUAGGAGGUUUUGUUUUUAUCUGCGUUUGUGUGUUGGCAAGAUUACACAAAAACUCUAGAACUGAAUUCCAUUGAAAUUUUAUUAAGUAAUGGGGCAUGACCCAGGGGAAAUCCCAUAACAUGUUUGUGCAGAUCUGGAUUUAACAUUGUGUGAUUGGAGUUUCUCUAUUUUUCUUGAUUUGUCAGAGGAUUAUUAAUUUAUUUUAACAGAUUUUUAUGAAUGUGGCUCAGAUCUAAAUUAAAAUGUGGAUCUAGUAAAUCUAAACGUGGUUUCAUGAGUAGACAGUGGGGCCUUAACAGAGGCUUGCGCUCUACUCCGUGACAUUUUGCUUUAAUAUUUUUUCAUCUCGAUUCACCACUUAUCUGUACAUGUUUUGCAAAAUAGGGGAAAUUAUAGUUAUACACUGAAAUCCAUAUAGGAUCGAUAUUUAAAGAGCCAUGUGAGUUGUGUUGUGUGCGACAGUGAAAACAAAAACAAACGUUAAAAUUUCCAGUUUAUUGCAAUCCACAACCUUCUGGACAAAGCAGGGACGGACAACUUUUAAAACGCGCCGUCUUCAAAAGAUACAAAAUGUGGCUAUGAAUCCAGUUUUCUUUCCGAUAGAGCAGCACCCAGUUUGAAAAGCUGACAGUUUGCCAUUUUUACAAAUAAAGAGGAUUUGUGGGUAAAGAAAUAUAAACACUUUGUAAACAUUAG
This is a messenger RNA of Pleuronectes platessa (European plaice), 4166 nucleotides long. RefSeq names its product actin maturation protease (gene actmap). NCBI's taxonomy places the organism in Eukaryota, Metazoa, Chordata, Actinopteri, Pleuronectiformes, Pleuronectidae. The transcript is spliced from 9 exons. The coding region runs from base 1606 to 2595 and encodes 329 amino acids. The record is from RefSeq and is a predicted model, not a curated record.